Messenger RNA from Symbiodinium pilosum, 662 nucleotides. The record is from the annotation of a GenBank genome assembly. NCBI's taxonomy places the organism in Eukaryota, Dinophyceae, Suessiales, Symbiodiniaceae.
GUCGGAGAACCUGGGCAAGAAAGGGAAGGGAGGGCCAGGAUCAGAGCGUGGACCUGAGGAAACUGGUCGAAGCCGCUGCCAAGCUAACCCUGAAGUUGGCGGAUGCGCGUCAGACCAUUCUGUUGGACUGCAGCUUUACUGGGUUUGUGGGGACAGAGCAAGGCGGUGUCCUCCCAGUGAUGUUCAGGGUGAGUGCCGAGUGGAAGUGUCUUCAGGAGUCGGACCCCAAAAAGAUCACAAGGCCCCUCAACGUGCUGAUGAUGGAGCGUUAUGACGGAGCUCCAAGCAAGGCUGAUGAAGACAGCCAACGAUGCCACGAUGAUGGCGGUGUGCCAAGCGGGGUGGCCCUGGCAGCGGACAUGGAGCAGAUGGCGGCGCGCAAGGAGGUGUGCUUCGCAAUCCAGACCUCGCUACGAAUUGCUGGAGAACGGCUGCGCAACAACCUGAUGAAGUUGUGCGACAACAUGGUGUUUCGACUGCUUCGGAGCCGGUUGCGGCAGGAAAGUCGCCGUCGACACGGAAUGGCCAAACACCUGGAACGCCUAUUGUACAGUCAGCCACACCCCUACAACUCCGUAAUGCUGGAAAUGGAAACACCGGUUACGUCAAUGCCUUGGUUCACAUUAUCACCUGGUUGCUUGAAUCCACUGGCCUUGAGGUGA